Oncorhynchus gorbuscha (pink salmon) is the source of this 1378-nucleotide messenger RNA. Its product is annotated as pentraxin-4-like. The transcript is spliced from 2 exons. The coding region runs from base 108 to 860 and encodes 250 amino acids. Lineage: Eukaryota; Metazoa; Chordata; Actinopteri; Salmoniformes; Salmonidae. The record is from RefSeq and is a predicted model, not a curated record.
GGAGGAGGGGAGAGAAAGAGCGGACAGAGAGGAGGAAGGAAGAGGAAGAGAGGACAGAGAGGAGGGGAGAGGAAGAGCAGACAGAGAGGAGGAAGAAAGAUGAGGAGAUGAAAGGAGAGGAAUCACAAAUCCAGAACCUUCUCCAGCUUCCAGUGAGACACAAGAUCCCUCUGCAGCACAUCCCCAGGAGAGAAGCCACCAUCUGUAAUGUGGACUCCAUGCUCCUGUUCCCGUCAGCUUCCUCUGAGAACUACGUCACCUUCUCCCGGAGCUUCCCUGCUCUUCCAGAACUCUCCGUGUGCCUGUGGUUCCGCGUCGACGUCGGGUACGUAGGAACGCUCCUCUCUUACGCCACGGAAGACAACGACAACAAACUAGUCCUAUACGGACGCAACUCCUCCUCCUCUUCUUCCUCCACCCCCAACCGAGCAACCCUGGACUUCGUGGUGGGAGACCCUGCGUACCGUGAGCUCCCUGUGGACUCUGUGCUGGACGGGUGCUGGCACCACCUCUGUGUACUCUGGUCCUCUAUCCAGGGACGAUUCUGGCACUACACCGACCGGCGCCUGACCUCCGCAGGGUCACGGUUCAGGAAGGGUUACGAGGUGCCAGGAGGGGGGAUAGUGGUGCUGGGAGCAGAGCAGGACAGCCAGGGGGGAGGGUUUGAUCCCAACGAGGGGUUUGUGGGGCGCCUGGCGGGGUUCACCGUAUGGGACCGGGUGUUGAGUCCUGGGGAGGUGACGGGGGUGGCUACGGGGAGGGGGGUACCCCGGGGGGUGGUGCUCGAGUUGGGGGACGUUGACGGAGUUCAUGGGGAGGUACAGCAGGUAGCCUGCGAGUGCCUGGAACACUGUAGCUGAGACGUCUGAUUCCAAACCGACCCUAACCGCUCGUCCCUCAUCCCUCGUCCCUAUAGGCACUCCUAGAUCUACAGUGUGGUCCUUUAGGGCAGAGUGGGCUGGUUUUUACUCCUCUGUACUUGAUUGAUCAAUUAAGGUAAUUGAUUUCCCCUCACCUGGUUGUCUAUGUCUUAAUUGUGCGUCAAUUAAAAAUAAAUAAUAACAAAUAACAGCAACCAGCCUGGGGGGUUGACUUGGGAUUCAGCUGUCCAAAUGUUUUACUAUUCAUCAAUUAACUACCAGGGAGAAUGAAGACCGGCAGAACUGCCCUUCGGACUGGAUGUGGACCUGGAUUGAAAGAGGAACACUUCUCUAACCUUAAACAGUGCCACUGACACACUGUAAAAUGACCUGUAUUGAAUGAGGAACACUUCUCUAUCCUUAAACAGUGCCACUGACACACUGUAAAAUGACCUGUAUUGAAUGAGGAACACUUCUCUAUCCUUAAACAGUGCCACUGACACACUGUAAAAUGAGCA